This is a messenger RNA of Monomorium pharaonis (pharaoh ant), 3516 nucleotides long. Its product is annotated as fibrous sheath CABYR-binding protein. The transcript is spliced from 12 exons. NCBI's taxonomy places the organism in Eukaryota, Metazoa, Arthropoda, Insecta, Hymenoptera, Formicidae. The record is from RefSeq and is a predicted model, not a curated record. Bases 41 to 2272 code for a protein of 743 amino acids.
GGCGAAGAGGGACACACGCCGAGGUGAGGAGAAGGUCCGGAUGAAGAAGAAGCGGUCCCGACGGUUGGGGAAACAGAACCGUACGAACCUCCAUCGCGGCCGCAUCGUCGUCGCGUAUUCCUCCCCUUCACACGCGCGCACGAGGCGAAAAAAAAAGUACAAGGAAAAAAAAAACGACUCGUUAACGCAUCCCGAUCGCGAGCCCGAUUUUUCGACCGACGAAUUAGCGGUACUUGGAGAGCAAAAGGCCCAGCUUACAGCGACCAUGGUUUACGAGAGCGACUUCUACACAACCCGGCGACCCUACUCGCGGCCGCACGUCUCUUCCUACAGCGUCACGUAUCGACCUAUUACCAUCGUACCACUCUCCGACGUUAUCCAGUUCAGGACUGUUCAUGUGCCUCACAUGCCAUAUGUGGCACACAAGAGGCUCGUCACCAUAAUUCACUCGCCGGUCCGUCAUGUGUAUUACUCUGGUGCGAUGAUACCGAUAAGGGUGCGAGCACGCGUGCGGCCCAGCGUCCUCGCAGCUGAGCUCAACAGGAUACGCGAGCUGCCGAGGCCAUCUACCCGAUCCUACCUUGAGGACUACCUAAAUUCCCGAUACAACAUACUUUUCGACGAUGAGGCAAGGGAGAUUCGCGCGAGAGUGGAUUCUCUUCUUCGACGCGUCCACGUGUUCGUGCCAAGAGCAGUGGCAAGCGACUUCCUCGAAGAGAUCGUCCCGGAACGUAUGCGCAGCCACGACUACGUUCACCGACUGCUCACCGGCCGUAGCAACGCGAAGAGACAGGUCGAUUAUCUGAGCUGGUACGAGGUGCCCGACCGGGGCAACUUCGGCACCCUGGCGUGCAUCAAGUACGUCGCCGGCAAUCCACAGUCCAUCAGGAAGCCGUACUUCAAGGUCGCAGACCUUCGGCCGUCCGACAUCCGCAACGACGUCAACUUCCUCAGCUACUACAGCAAGAACCGUCAGGCGGCUGCGAAUGCCUCCCCUGGUCAGCCAAUGACAGAACGAGAGAUGCGAAAGGUACGUGCAUUAGGUUACGAUUCAACGACUCAGGAACAAAAAGCUCCCGCUCCAGAAUCAGAGCCAAAAUUAGAGAAGAAAGCGAAAAAGAAGUCGGAACCGAUACACGAACCGGAGCCGGAGCCGGUACCUGAACCCGAACCGAUGCCCGAACCAAUAAGAGAGCCCGAACCGGUACCUGAACCUGCGAAAGAACCAGAACCGGUUCCGGAACCCGUGAAACCGUCGAAACCGGUAAAGGGAUCAAAAUUGGCGAAAUCGGCAAAAUCUGCGAAAACGGUCGAACCUAAAGCAGAGCCUGCACCGGAACCGGAACCUGUGAAAGAACCAGAAAUUAUAAAGGAGCCGGAGCCGGAGCCGGAGCCGGAGCCGGAGCCUGAAUCUGUACAGGAGCCAGAACCGAUAAAGGAACCCGAGCCUGUUUCAGAGCCGGAACCGGAAGCGCCGGCUGAACCAGAAGCGCCAGCGGAACCGGAAAACGCGCCGACCGAAAGUACGGAGGCCGUAAGUGACGAGGCUGAGGAAGAAAAGGUGAAGCAUGACAAAGAAGAUGCCAAAAGAAGAGCUGAGGAGUUCCUUGCUAAAGCAGUUCGAGAAGCGCAAUCGGAAGAGGAGAGGAGGAGGGCCGCGGAAGAGGAACGCCUGCAACUCGAGAUGGAGGAGAAGAAAGCGUGGGAGGCACUGCAGCUUGCGCAGGAACGGAAAGCUGAGCUUUCCCAGAUACUGGAAAUCGAGCAGCAGGAAGCCGAGAGGAAGACGGAAGAAGCAAAGUUACAAGCUGAACGCGAGGAAACAGAGAGAAUAGAAGAGGAAGAAAGAUUAAUCAACCAGGAAAAGCUUAAUGCGCUCAUACAGGAACAGGAACGACAAAUAAUCGAGGAACAGCUCGAAGAAAUUCAAAAGCAGAAGCAGGAGCAGGAAGAGACGGAUGUCGCACAGCUUGCAGCCAGAGAAGAUCAAGACGUCAGCUGCGCCGAGGAUCAGGCGGAUCUUGGCGAAAUAACUGAUCAAGAGAGGGAGGAGAAACCUUGCGAUAUUACCACGGAUGACGAAGCACACGUCGAAGAAGAGAAUGUCCACGAGGAGGAGCAAGUCGAAGUGACCGAAGUUCCGUUUGUCGAAGAGCCGGAAGGAGCUGAGAGCAAGCCGCAAACGGGACCGAUGGCAACUGAGGAAGGACCACAGAUCGAGGAGGUUACUUCCGGUGAAGAAUUCGACUGGGGCGAUCAGGACGCGUCCUAAUUGUCUCGCGGGUAUCGACGGACCACGUUCCUUUAUUAUCACCGUUAAUGCUAGGAUUAAAAAAUGCGUCUAUCAUCCUGUCCACGAAUGUCAUUCAAUCCGUCAUCAUCGCCGAUCGGUCACAAAGCGAUCUUAAUUAAUUAUCUAUUUAUUAUAAUUUCCACUCUCUCUAUUUAUUUAUUCGUAAAAUGCACACUUCGCGUUCAGUGUUUCAUCAGUGCACAUUUUGCAAUCAAACUCACGCGUCACAUCGUGUUGAUCAUAUUAGAUAAGCUCGAUAUAUACGUGGAUCAAUGUAACUUUAAAAUCAUGAAAUUUCUCUCUGAUAGCUAUCUCUUUUUACUAGCUAAUCUCAGAAGAGCCAAUCAGAAACUUGCCAGUGGUCUCGUGCGAUCUGCGCCUAUUUAUUUCAUUACUGACCGCACACCUCUUUCACAUUAUAUUUCGCGUCGGAGAGCGGCAACCCGUAGAUCGAGUCUGACACGAGUAUCGAUUUCCGUUGGUCUGCCGGUGGUGGUGAUUCGUUUAUAGUCUCGGAUAGUAAUCGAGUAGAAAUAUCGCGACGUAUUUUAGCCAUCCAUUCGGCAGUCGUGCAGUCGAGCUGGCUUCGUCGUCGUCUAUUUUUACAGUAACAGCUUCGAAUUUCAGCCAUGAAAUUGGUUUGACUGCGAUUGUCCGAGCGAUCGAUCGAAAGGACGAGGAUUCCGGAAAUAAUCGCGAGCACGAGAAUUAGCAGCUAUCUUACGACUCUCGUCGCUCGGAAAGUGGCAGCCUUCUGAUAUAUUAGUAUUAUUAUUAAAAAGAUAUUAUGUAUGUUGUAAGAGUGUGGUAAUAAUAAGAAAAUAAUUCAAUAUCGAAACUUGCUUAGCGAUUUAACAGGUCGGAAAAGCCUUCAGCUUUUCCAGAAAGCGUCGAAAAAUCGUGGUGCUAGAAAUGAAACAGCCACAAGUAUAAUUUUUUUAAUUAACCGAACCCAAAACAUAAAUUUUUAAUGUUUUACAAAAUUUUUAUGAGAUUUUGACAUAAUAAAGCAAAACAAAUGCAAACACUUGCGCGAUAUGAAAAACAUGCAUAUUACCCUUUCAUAUUUCGAAAAACUGCCCGCUGUUUUUGCCGCAAAUUGAAAUUAAAAUUAGAUGUAAGGAAAGCUACACAAUCUGUAAGAUAAUCGACGUUGUGUGCUGUGUAUGAAUAAAACAGGAGGAUACUUAACAAGAUACUUAAUAAAUAACGAUUUUUAUUUA